UGCAUAGGGACUACCCAGAUGGCUGAAAAAAGUGAUUUCUGACAGGUUCUCACACUUAUGACCAGUCCUCACACUUAUGACCGGUCAUCAUUUAUGCCUGUUGCAGCAUUUUGUGCAUAGGGACUACUCAGAGGGCUGAAAAAGUUAUUUUUGAUCUGUCCUCAUACUUUUGACCGGUCCUCACACCUACAACUGUCCUCACAUUUUAUAAUUUGCACCCUAUCUUGUAACGGUGGUGAAGAGAAGCAGUUGUGAAAUGAGUGACAUCAUUGUUAAAAAUGCUGCAAUGGGCAUAAAUGUGAGGAUGGUCAUAAAUGCGAGGACCGGUCAGAAAUGACUUUUUAUAGCCUUCUGAGUAGUUUCUAUGCCCAUAGCCAGGGCCACCCGGUCACAUGAGUAGCUAGGUUCGCCCACCCAGUCACAUGACCACCAAGCCACACCCCAAAAUAAGCCACGCCCACAGAACCGGUUGUUAAAAAAUUUGAAUCCGACCACUGCCCAGAGCCGUGCAGGCUGCUGAGCCGGAAAUUCUGUGGGACCGCCAGUAAUCUUGGCCAAGGGCAGCCCUGCCAGUCUGGCCCUUCCGGAGAAGGGGGACGUUCUGAGGUGCUACCAACGAAGGGCCUCGGGGGUUGGGGGGGGAAGAAAGGGAUCUCUUUUCCCCCCAGCACUGAAGGCAGCCAAAAUCUCCCUUUCCCCUCCUCUCCUGCUCCAGGCUUAGCACCUGCGCCCGGUCGCCUGCCUUGUCGAGUGCCUGCCUGGCGACGGUUGCCCUGGGCAGCAGCUCCCAUCCCAGCUCCUGCCCACAACACAUACAAAAGCCUUCCCAGCCAGGGCUCCUGCCAGCCGCUCCACAGACCAUGGCCCCAACGGCGGCGGCGUUUGCUCCCAAACUCAGCCAGGUCCUGAUGACCCCGGAGCCCCACUUCCUUCCUGGCUACGGCGGUUACUGUCCCCGCUACAAAUUCACCCUGGGCCAGACUUACGGGAAGCUCACGUCGCAGCUGCUGGCAGCCCCCAGCCGCUCUGGCCGGCUGCUCCUGCAGCCCAACUGCGCCCUCUGCGCCCCAAAGGAGCGGCCGGGGCCCGGCCGGAGGGCCCGGGGCAAAGGCUGCAGCGGGGUCCCGGGCUAUACUGCUCUCCUGUGUCUCCUGGCAGGAUUUGUCCCCAGGGCGCAGCACCACUUUGCCAAGACCUAUGGAGAAAUCUGCAAGCAGGCCUGGCUGGAGUUUGCACCCCAGCAGGAGCUGGGGGGCGGGGGCCAAGCCAGGGAGGUGACCGAAACCCCCCAGCUGGAAAGUAGACCUCUCCCUGCCCUGCCCACGGCUGAGACUGAUGCUGCUGCCGCCCCCCUGGCUUUCUGGCCCCCAGGAACGCCCCUUGCAGGUUCCCUGGAGAGAACCUUUGUUUCAGGCUUCACUGGCUUUGUGCCUCGCCUCCAGUUUCUGAUUGGAGCAAGCUACCCCAUUCUUGCCCACCAGGCAAUGGUGGAGUUUGAUGAGAUGCUGCACAAAACGGGGCGGGACUCUUCACAGAGGGGGGAUUCCCUCCCGCCCCUGGCCAAGACGUACCCCACAGACAGGGGCCUCCUGCCCCACUACAGAGGCUAUGUGCCAGGUUACAAGUUCCAAUUCGGCCACACCUACGGCCACCUCACCCGCAACGCCCUGGGCCAAACCACCCUGGAGAAGCAGGUGCUGGACGUCACGCAGUAGGGGAAUCCAUGGCUCCCUCGCCAGCACCCUCUCUGAGCCCACCUCGCCGUCCUGGGUGGGCUGUGGCCCUGUAAGGCAGGCCGUGGGGAUGCCAGUCUUCAGAUCCAUGGCAUUUUCCUAGUUGGGAGAGGCAAUUUCCCUUGGGUCCCCUAUGGGGGGAGGGGCAGAAGGGGACCUCUGGGGUCCUGGGGGGUCCACUCUACACAGGAGGUGGAAGCACUUCAGUAGUGGCCAGCUGUGCCCCCUCCCCAUGAGGUAUCUGCAUCUGCCUUCUCUGCCCUUGGGUGGCGUCUGGAUCCCCCUCUGACAUUCUCUGGCACAAAGGACCUUUCACCACCCUGGUACAGACCCUGGCAAAAACUCUCUUCCCAGUGUUAAUCCUUGGUGACUGCAAUCCGUUAUAAGCGGGGCUGCCGCCCUUGAUGAUAGCUGGGACUAUUGGGGUGCUGCGGGAGGGGAUGAGUCCAAGGCGGUGCCAUCCAUGGGCCUACCCUGGCAGCACAGCUUCCCACCCCGGGGACGGCCAGGCUUUCAGCAUGGAGGGCUUGUUGGGAGGAGAGCAUUCAAUGGCAAUUCAACCCAUGGCUUCCCAGGCUGUAAGCCAAAAUGGUGACACAAGAAACAAGCCAACCCACUGCAAACUCCAUCAUCAUAACCUGUGGGGUUCGCCCCCACAACUUUGGUGGCAGCUAAGAGUGCACCAUCUGAGUGCCCAGGAUCAGAGGCCCAGAUACCCCUCCCUGUGGGCCUAUAGCCAGUUCUCUGCCAGCCGACCCCUGCCACCUUUGCCAUACCUCCUGCUCUGGCCAAAGGGAGCUGUCUGUGGAGAAGAACCUUUUACAGCAGGGGUCUCCAACGGUGGCAACUUGACUUCAACUCCCAGAAUUCCUCAGCCAGCCAGGGUGGUGGGCAUCAAGGGGAAAAAUGGGGAGCUGCUCUUCAGCUGGGCUUAGGUGAGGGGUAUAAAGGCCUUUUUUCCCCUCAAAAAUAAGUCAAAUCCAGCCGGCAGGUUCAGAUGCCCGAGCAGCCUGCUGAGUUAGUUUAGGGCACAUUCGAUUCCAAGAGCCUGAAAAAGGAGUGAAUUCAGUUGCCAAGGUGGGCCGGUUGGCACACCUAUUAGGCAGGGAUUCUGCCCUGCUGGCAUUAGCUCAAGACACCCCCCCCCCUUCUACUGUCUGCCCCCUUUGCCCAUCUGCUGGCUCAUAGCCGCCCACAGCACAUUCGGGGCAUGUAAAGGCCAACCUGUUGCCUUUGGAUUUCCUGAAUGACCCCUUCAAAAGGAUCACCAACCUGGCAAACUCCUGAAUGAAGCAUCAAGACAGCUCAAAUUAUGUAGAUGGGAGGGGGUUUGGGGG
Molecule: messenger RNA, 3070 nt
Organism: Ahaetulla prasina
Lineage: Eukaryota; Metazoa; Chordata; Lepidosauria; Squamata; Colubridae
Gene: CIMIP2B
Product: ciliary microtubule inner protein 2B
Exons: 6
Coding region: 861-1715 (284 amino acids)
Source: RefSeq, a predicted model, not a curated record